GUGUCUUCUCCCUUCUGUCAAAACAGAAGUUUUUGAACUUGUGCUGUGUGACACGAGGGAAUUGAUGUAUCCACCGUCUAUUUAUAACACAGAGAGCAGGUGUGCCGAUACACAGAGGCAAAGUGAUUGGUCGGGAUCCUCUGAGGACACUUUGUGCUUGUGUAAAUACACACACACACACACACAUGGGGAACACAUUUACAUAGACCUUGUGAAAACAUGGCAUUCUUCCUCCACUGUAAACCUCUUUACAGUGCAUACAUUCAAAUGACAAAGACAUUCCCAUGCAUGAAUACAAUCAGGCAAUAAAAGAUUUACAGCUUGCUGCUGGCACAAACACUCAGUUCUAUUCACACAGCUCAAAUAUGUUUCCAAGUGCUGUCAUUUGAAAAAGGAAACCAGAUGCUCUUCACAAUAUCAGAUUCAUCUCCCUUGAGGGUAGAGUAGGUUUACACCCACAAACAGAUCUGCUGAGAUGAUCUACAGCUCUCAACAAAUCAACAAAUCUUGUCCUAACACAAACGCACUGCAUACAGGACAACUUCUAAACAACGCCUCAGUUUAUCACUGGUGCCACACAAAAAAGGAACAAAAUUUCAUGAGAGCUGAAGGUGGGAGGAAGGUAGCUUUGUUUGCAUUUGCUUUCUAUUGUGGUCAUUUACACGUACAUCUAGUGAGACUGAAAGUGCACUGCUGCAGCCUCAAAAAGGAAGUAGGCGAGGUCUGCUUUGACAGCAACGGUGCAAAAAAUUAAAAAAAACAUCCCAAGAGUUACUAUUUUGAAGUGUGACUCUUUGUGUUACAUGAUGAAACACUUGGGGACAGAAGAUAGGAAAAGAACUUGAUGGUUCAAGAGAUUUUUUUGUUUUUAAGAUUUGUUUCAGCUGUUUCUUUUCAUGGACUCUACUGGAUUAUUUUUUAAAGCCAAAGAUUGGGUGGACAUUUUGUUAAAAAAUCUGAAGAUUUUCAUCUUGAGGAAAGACUGAGAUAUUCUGUCUUCCGGAUUACUCAAAUUAAACACUGUGGCAAUGCCUGUGAUUGUACUAGAGGCCAGAGACUUCACCAGUCCUCUUUUCCUGGUGCGAACAUUGGAAGUGUUAUUCUGCUGUACAGCCCUGAGUCUUGUGGCCUCACUGGAACAUGAGGACUUAAACCAUCUUAAUGGCCACAACACGUUCAAGAUCUUCUGCAUGUUUACCUGGUGCUUCUUCUUCACCCUGACCCUCCUUAUCCACAUUCUCAGCAUCAUCCAGUUUCACAGCCUCAUCCCAAUUUCGUGGAAGAACCUGACGAUGACGGUGGCUGUGCUGGGAGCUCUGAUGAGUCUCAGCGCUUCUGUGAUUUUCCCUUGGAUCAUCAUGGAUCAUACAAAAAUAUCGCCGCGCCCUGUGGCGGCAGCAGUGGCCUCCUGUCUCACCACCUUGGCCUACACCUCCGAGUCCUUCGUGCUCGGUACCCAACCCCAGGAGCAGAGAGGCUACAUGGGCAGCAUGCCAGGCAUCCUGAAGAUACUCCAGCUGUGGGGAGGCUGCCAGAUGAUAACUCUGCUUGUGGAAGUUUUUAUGCUGACCGGUAAAGUUCAUUGGUGGCAACUAUGGGCGUCUGGCGUGUCGUGCGGUGUCUGUGUCUUCCUGUCUGCAGUCACACUGGUGGUAAUUUUGGGUGACUUUGCCAAGCGAUGCCCCCUUCCUUUUGACAGAUUUUUGGCAGGCUUCAGUCUGAUCGGGGUCUUGCUCUACAUGUUGGCGACAGUGAUUUGUUUCACCAAGAUACUGCAGCUAAGAGGCCACGGACAAAGUGCCUCCACCAAAAACAUGGAGGUGUUUAAUCGCGUGGUUAUGGAAACGGUGGUUUCCAGUAUCACACUGUUUGCUUACACAGUGGAUCUUGCCUUCUCUAUUAAACAAUUGUGUGACAGGAACCACGUGUGAAGUUCAACAUGUGAAGUAUGUAAAAGUUUACGAGAAAACCAUGACUAUUGCAAGUAUGUAACAGUCACACUGAAUGUUUUUGCUCCCAAUCAUCGCUAUGUCAUCAAAUUCUUUCUGGAUAGUAAACUUAAAAUCAACAAAUUGUAUAAAGCUGACAUCCAUAAUCAAAUUGGAGUGUUCCACUGAGUUUUAUAUGUGGGAAUGAUUUUACUGAAGCGAAAGAGGUAUAUGUCAUUUAUCUUUCAGUUCCUUAUUACACACAAACUGUACAACUGCUAAAGGUGGGUUAUGUGACAGAUCCAUUGUUUAUGGACAUAUUGUGGGUUGUGUGUACUGGUGUGUGUGUUAAAAGUAUAAAUAUAAUUUCUGUUCUUUUUUUUUUUUUGACUAGUUGUACAUCACAAUUUGACUGUUCAACUACUGAUAAAUUCUCAGUCACUGAGUUAAACAUUAAUUAAAUAUUUAUGUGUGGCUUUUGAGGAAAAUGAUUCGAUAGCAUGACCACUGAACAGACUCUCCUUAGUCCAGUGACUGUAAGAUACAGAUAUCAUUUCUGACAGCAUGAUGCAAUGGACAGAGAAGAAGUUUGCCCCCAAAAGGGUCAGACCAAUAUCAAAAGGCUUCUCUUAUCAAUGAAAGUUAGUGAAAAUUCUGAGCGUAAUGCUGUCUUUCAGAUCAAGCCCUCAAAUAUUUGCAAGCUUAACUCAAUUUAAGGAGGCUAGUUGCCAUUCACCAACACUAGAUGGCAACACUACAUUACCAUGGACCUCUAUUUAAAUCACAGGGCUGAACCUUGUAUGUAGAAUAUACAAAAUGUUUUCAUAUUCCACAAAUACACUUGUAUCAACUGUGUUUCAUAGUUAAUAUUUUGAAUAUAAAUAAAAUCAAGCAAUCAAUUCAGCUUUAAAGUUUGUAAAGACUAAAUACUCGUGAUUGUUAUUCACACAAACAAGCUAUGCAUUGCAUUAAUAAGUCUAUGUGCUAUUUAAGUAACAACAAAGCCUUAA
Molecule: messenger RNA, 2938 nt
Organism: Acanthochromis polyacanthus (spiny chromis)
Lineage: Eukaryota; Metazoa; Chordata; Actinopteri; Pomacentridae
Product: myeloid-associated differentiation marker homolog
Exons: 1
Coding region: 1029-1931 (300 amino acids)
Cellular component (GO): membrane
Source: RefSeq, a predicted model, not a curated record